Syngnathus typhle (broad-nosed pipefish) is the source of this 1723-nucleotide messenger RNA. RefSeq names its product zinc ribbon domain containing 2 (gene znrd2). The coding region runs from base 120 to 836 and encodes 238 amino acids. The record is from RefSeq and is a predicted model, not a curated record. NCBI's taxonomy places the organism in Eukaryota, Metazoa, Chordata, Actinopteri, Syngnathiformes, Syngnathidae. The transcript is spliced from 4 exons.
CAGGCGCCGUUAAGAGGCAGCAGCGCUCAUAGGAGUGCGUUGUUCGCCUUCCGCCGUCAACAGACAAUAAAUCCCGUGACGUCGUAACGCUGUACGUGCGUGCGGCGCCGCGCAGCAAUAUGUCGCUUCAUGAAGAGGAGGAAGACUUGGAGUGGGAGCCUCCCACCGAGGCCGAGAUGAAGGUGAUCCAGGCCCGGAGGGAGAGACAGGACCAGAUCAGCAAAGUCAUGGGCGACUACCUCCUCAAAGGCUACAAGAUGCUGGGCGAGUGCUGCGAUGUUUGUGGCACCAUCUUGCUGCAGGACCGCACACACAAGAACUAUUGUGUCUCAUGCCAGGAGCUGGACUCUGACGUUGACAAAGACAAUCCUGCCCUCAAUGCACAGGCGGCGUUGUCUCAGGUGCGAGAACGGCGUCUGGCGGCCCGGUCUCCGGCUCCGUCUGAUCCGGUACACGUCAACGGUGACUGCGGCGUUGUUGCCGUCCCCCAGCCCAGACCGGAGCACUGCGAAGGAGCGGCAGCCGGGGGCAGGGCAGUCCCCCCCGCGCCCGUGGCCCCGCCGACACCAGCGCCCCCCGCCGUCAUCGUCCCCGGAGCAGCCGCAGCUGUUCCGGGGGCCGCUGCCACCGCCCGCCCACCGGCGCCCAGUGCGGCCUUGCGUCCGCUCCCUCGACGUCCCGUGCUGCAGGAUGCCGAGGAGGCGGUGCUAAGCAAAAUGCGCUGGGCCAGCGACCAGCUGCAAACCAGCGCCUCCCUGGAGUCCAGCAUCCAGCUGUGCAACCUGAUCUCCAGCUGCGCCGCCUCCCUGCGGAGCCUGCGGGAGAUCAGCCAGUGAGGGUGCUUUGCCCUUUGAACUCUUGAGCAGGUAGGCCAGAUGUCACCGGUGAGCUAGCUCUCAUGUUUGUCUAAGUUAUUUUUCUCUCUUCAGUGUUUGGCCAUUAAAAUAAUUCUGCUGAUGUUUCCAUGGCAACCUGUUGCCUGGUCACAAAAAGUCUUCCCAAUAGAAAACCUGCAGAUGGUUUGCCCAUUUGUGAUUUUUUUGUUUUUGGGAACCAAAGGGAAGAACUCACCUAAAACUGGUGAGGUUUUUCUCCAAAUAAAAGCAACAAAUUGUGAAGACUGGAUUGGAGACUUGACGUUGUAGGGCCGUAGAGUGGCCUCGUGGUUUGCACGUGUGCCUCACGGUUACCUAGGUCUGGGCUGCCCGCUAUUUCCUUGUUCUGCGGGGAGACCUGCGCCAUGAUAUCUGCUCUAUAUUGAAAGUAGGCAUGUUUUGCAGACAUUCACCAGUCAAAAUAACUUUGCUUGUUUUGUUCAAAAUUGAUGUCUAGAAUGAUUAGAUGAAGAAGCUUUGAUUUCUAUGAAAAUGUCUUCAAAAAAUGUUAAGAGAUUUUUGAAAAUUGGAAAUAGUCACAUUCUUCAGAAACAUGUAUGACCCAAUGACUCCCAUGGUGCUACGCCGAUAGCGCAACCAAUUACAUUCUUGCAAUUAGUCGGGAUGACUAAGAGCAGCGUGGGACAUUUUGCUCUGAUUGGUGUGUUCUGGGCCACCCUCCAUGAUGGAUGGAUUACCUGUUGUCUCCACAAGAGGGCACUAGAUGCAAACGCCUUCCAGAAAACAAAUUAACUUGACACUUGUUUUUUUUUUCCUUUUCAUACGUUGGCUCACCUGGAGGUAUCAGUUUGUGAGAUGUUGUAUUGAUCAUAAAGAACUACACUAUA